AUGGUACCGUCCCUUGCUAUCUUGCACAGUACGAACGUUACCCAAAAGGAUUUGGUCAAUGAGGUGCAACUUCUCAUCUUUGAUGUGAGCCAUCGAUACGUUUUGCUUGUGGCAAACGGUCCGGAUGAAUGGAGGCUUCCGGGAUUUCUUUCUAAGACUGUAAGUAUCACUCCGAUACCGGAAGUGUGCAGCGCUGCUAAGACAGUCAUUGGUAUAGAAUUUCCAUUCAUUGUUCUUCGAGAUUGUUACCGUGAAGAGUGGGACGUGGAAACCGAUGAUUGUUCAGACUCGGGAAGCCGCGGUAUUCUCGUUGUUGUGUGCCAUGAGAAACCUGAACGAGUGCCUUCUGGAUGCAGUUGGGUGGGCAUCACCGAUAAUCACGGAGCGGGUGUCGUCCAUGUAUCGCACUCGGAGAAGGGAGCGGAGCAAGCUAUUCGACGAGAACUGGAACAGGCCGCAGCCAACGUUUCGCCGCCUCGACGGUUGCCUUGGGCCUCUGUCGAAUGGCAUCAUGAAACGCUUCGAAAAGUGCGCGAAAUAUUGCAUGGACACAAUUUGCAUGUGAUAGGGGAUCUGGUUCAGCUCCGUGCGUCAUACAGAGGAGCCGUGCUAAAGAUCAAGACGAAUGAGGGUGAUUACUACCUGAAAUGCAGCCCAUCCACGUCGAACGAUGCUGGAGUCACGUCAAUAAUGUCAAGCGUUGCUCCUGAUCUUGUUGCCAAGCCGUUGUUUGCAGACGUGGAAAGUCGUCAAAUGAUCCUUGCCGACCACGGUGACGAGACUGGCCUGUAUAAAAUGGACGAUGAAGAGCGUAAGCAGGUGGUAAGAGAUGUGGUGCGUCUGCACCGCGCAAGCACGGAUGUGUUGCCCGAUUUGUUGCAGGCCGGGCUACCAUGUUAUUCACCGCUGUGGAUGCGUGAGAAUUUGACCUCACUUUUUCAGUCUAAGGAGCUUUUGUCUGUGCGUGAAACGGAACCAAGCCAGAAGCUGUCCAACACCAAGAUCAAGCUGGAAGAAUACCUGACGGAACUUAUUAGUUGGGAAAUGCCUGAUUGUUUGAUACACAAUGACUUGUAUUUAGGAAACCUAAUCAGGAAGAGCGCCGAUGAGGGUCCAGGGUUCCGGUUUUUUGACUUUGACAGCUCUUUCGCAAGCCAUCCUUUGUUUGAUGUGGACUGGUGCAACCGGGAGGUGUUGGAGGCCUAUGCACAGGAAAUGGACAUAGCUGACAUUGAUGGAUUGUACAGCUUGACCAAGAAAGUCCAUGAUCUUUCAUGGCUCGUGCGGGUAUAUAGAUACAUGGACAGGGCUAGGGAAGCGGAAGACGGUGCUCCCCGGGAAGACGUCCUCUAUUGUCUCGAGGAAAGUUUUCAUCAAACUUCGUUGCGAGUAGGUAGAGAACUGGCAAGACAUCACGGAUCGAAUUCUGGGGACGGCAGACAUGAGCCAUGUUCCUCAUACAGGAUGAACAUGGUGAAUAACUCCACGGAAGAGAAAAGUUGUGCAAAGGCUAGAGGACGGGGUCUGAAGCUGUCCUGGCUCGAGUGGAGACUACAUUGGACUCACUGAUUUGGCACGAUCACGCAGUUGUAGUUGCAGUGGUGGCUAAUCCGGUCGCUUCCGUGACGAUAGUGGUCUAAAUUGCGCAAAGCCAUAGACGCUUGCCACCCCAGGCAUUUGUGUUGUGUUGCUUUGGUGCGUCAUAGUACUUGAGGGGGGUGGUGUUCAUUCUGGUGAUACGAAUGAUUGAGAGUCUUGUUUCAUGGCCGUUGCCAGUCCAUAUCUUUGUAUCUAUGAUCGAUCAACCAGCUUCCUGUCACCACACAGUAAUCAACUCUUGGAGGGCGAGCGGAUUUGACCUGCGAAUGUUCUACAGUUCUUCCGUUGCGAAGGCUUGUCCUUGUCCUUUGUGCAGACAGACGACUAAGAAAUCCUCACGGCGGUGUCAAGCAUGCGGACGAGAGCCACAGAGCCGCCAUCUUCUACACGCCCAGCACCCAGAGCUUUUGUAACCCAAUCACCCACGUGUUAUACGUGGAGGUUGUUAGCUUUACAUAAAGGGGGGUUGCCCAGCGUCCUAAUUCAACGGCCACCCCCAAUUGUUUCGAAAUAAUUACUAAAAAUCCAGAAUCGUGUGUCCGAAACUCACUCUUAUUCGCCCAUCGCCUCCAUUUCCACCGACAUAUCUCUGAAACUUCUGGAUACAUUUAAAAACAAUUUUCACCAACUGAUUUUACGCACAAACGCACCUUAAGAGCACCCCUAUCGGUUUUGCUAAAUUUGGUGGCUAAAUGUGUAAAAUUUUGCAUUUCUGUGCGCACCACUACAGUAUCCGCUUAGGAAUAAAUUUGAAAUUGAAGUGCCCUGAUAGGGCAUAGUGUACGAGGGAUGCUAGGAUCCGUGAGCACGGGUAACAUGCAGCGGGUAACAGCUCAUACGCCCCAUACAACGGGCCACUGCCAAAAAUUAAAAAUGCGCGAAUACAGAAAUUAUUUAAAAUUAUGAGUUGACAUUCAGGAAUCUAUACAUUAGUUUAACACAUUAUUUAAUAACAUAUUAUUUUAACACAUUAUUUAAUAAAUUCGCAUUCAUGAAGAAUUGAACUCGCGACCAAAAGAAAAGGGUAGCAGGGGAGUGGUACCGAAGCACACCACCCCUGCUAAAACCCCUUCUCCGUCGUCCCGCCUUCGCGUGUGCACCACUCCCGCCCGACCUUUCUGGCGGUAGCAGUAGUAAAUUUCCAACCAAUUUAUACCAGACCAUCUCGUGCUACAGUACCGACCCCCAAAAAAUAAAUUGCGGAAGGAUCAUUCGUAGUGGGAUGACAGGCUGAAAGCAGCGAUUCCGCCGUUUUUAGCCAGUCUUUCUAUCAUGUUUCGCGCACAACUUUUUAACAUAUCUUUUUUUAU
Molecule: messenger RNA, 2909 nt
Organism: Chondrus crispus (carragheen)
Lineage: Eukaryota; Rhodophyta; Florideophyceae; Gigartinales; Gigartinaceae
Exons: 4
Coding region: 1-1569 (522 amino acids)
Source: RefSeq, a predicted model, not a curated record